GAAACUAAUGUGGCGUCAGUCGGUGAGGAAACACAGUGAAGAGAAAGAAGAACGCCUGAUUUAUAUCGACCGAGUAAAAAUCAUUUGUUGGUCGCUGUGGCUUCUCCUUUUUCCCUAUUUUCCACUAAAUACACGACUCGAAAAGCAACAAAAGGUUUUUUUCAUUGGUAAAUAAUGUACCAAAAUAAAAUUUAGAAAAUAUAAGUGUUUUUAAUAAAAGCAAAAAAUGAUGGCGGGCAAUGCGGAAAUAAAUGGCAAGACGAUGACAGAAAUAUUGGAGGAAGUUGUCGAGGGCGAGGAAGUGAUAUUCGAAUCUGAAGAUGUUGGAAAUGGCGAGGAUGGCGAAGUCGAGGAAAUUGUGGAAAUAAUCGAAGAAAUUGUUGAGGAAGUAGAGGAGGAUGAAGUGGACGAGGAAGCAAUUGAGUCACAUCAGAAACAAAUUUAUUGCCAACAAGAGGAAGAGGCAGAGAAUUUGGAGGAGGAAUAUUUAGAAGAAUUUGAAGAUGUGCAGAAAAGAAGAGGGACUCGAGAAGAAUGUUCUGAAAAAGAGAGAGUUGACGAGUACAUAAAGGACAAUUUUAUCGAGAACGGCCAAGCCGUUUCGAUGAGACGCGUCAAGAAUCGAGUUGGCAAUGGUUUAUCGAAAGGAGAAUUUGGAAAUAUCGUCGCCUAUCACGUUGAAGAGGAUUGGGAAGACGAGGAAUUGGAACAAGGAAAUAAUCACAUCGACGCUGAUAAUUCCCGGACCGAAGUAGAAUACGAUCAUCAUACUUUAAGUAACGCUGACAGCGAAAGUCAGGACGAGAUUGUAAAAAAUGCAGAAAAUAAUUUAGUUUAUACUGUUCUUAAUCCAAAGAAAUCCUCGACUGUCGUGAGGCCGAACCAUAAUCCCAAGUAUCAGGAAUCGGAUUUUAUAAAGAUGGAGAGAAUGGAAGAUGAGCCAAUCUGCUAUGAAGGCGGAGAUUUGGACGCCUUGUACGUGAACAAUGAGACAAUCGUAGAAACUCCAAAUCAACAGCAAUACGAAUUCGCAGACGUCUCCAUGGAGAACGCACAAGACUGGGAGCCGGAGCAAUCUGCUGAGCCGGCCCAGGAAGACAGUAACCAGGAUCAAAUAUUUCUCCACGAAGACGAGGACGGGCAGCUUUACUUUAAAGAUGACACUGGCACUUUGCAGCCCGUUUAUUUAACCGAGGAUGGAAACUAUGCCAUCGCCGGAACUGGAAACGAGGAGCCUGAGGUUCAAGAACCACAACAGGAAAUAAUGGAAGAAGAUAAGCAAGACGAAGAAACGAAUUACAUUCCUCAAAUGGAUUUCUCUCGACAAGUGACUAGCAAAAAGACCUCGAUAGUGACAGCUUCCAAUAUUCAACAAGAAAUGGACAAUGAAGAUAGUACUGUGACGAUUUCUCUAAUAAUUUCGGAAGAUGAGCAUGGCCAGAAGCGAACUCAGGUCAUUAUUCCAACUGCAGAGAACACAAAGUGCGAGAUAUGCAAUAAGAACUUUAAGACGUCUUUACAAUUACUUAAACAUAAUAGGUUGAAACACGCACGCGAGGAAGACAUCACAACAAGAAAUUUCCCUUGUGAUUUAUGUCCAAAAAGGUAUCCGGACCAGAAUUCGCUGGCGCGUCAUCGCAAGACGCACACGGGAGAUCGUCCCUUCCAAUGCCUCGAGUGUCACAAGUGUUUCCCAAGUGCGCCGACUCUCCGCCGGCACUUGAGCCUCCACAAUCCCAAUUCAAAGCCACUUCCUUGUAUUUACUGCGGACGCCGAUUCCUGGAGCAAGCCAACCUCGAUAAACACGAAUUGUCCCACCGUGCAGCGGAACAGCGACACCACGCCUGCGACGUCUGUCACAAGACAUUCGUCAGCUCAGUAGACUUGAGUAUUCACUUGAAAACUCACGAUCCGGAUAGGAAAUUCGAUUGCGAGGUGUGUGGUCGUGAAUUUAAUCGUGUUAACAAUUUGCAACGUCAUAUGAUGGUGCAUCAACAACAAGGAGAAAGCGAGGAGGUUUUGGCCUGCGAGGUUUGCGGCAUCACUUACAAAUUCAUGAGCUCUCUAACAAGACACAUGGUGACAACGCACAUGAAUCCCGAGAAGCUGCGCCAGCAGGCGGAGGAGCAGAGGAAGAAGCGCGAGAACAAUUACAAGCGGUAUUUGGAGAACCGACGAUUGUACGAAACACAGCGAGCUGGCGGCUACAUUUCGAAGCGCAGCUACUACAGCUCGAGAUCGGGAGACGACCAGGAUGAGCACGAUCAAGUUUGAUUGCAAACUCGGAAGAGAAAUCUGAUGGUUUACUCUAGUCCUUCGCGCAUGGAGAUGCAUCGGUACAAAUGACAUUCUAUUUGCUGAGAAUGCCGGGCGAGUAAGAGUAAGGAAUUAAGGAUGCAUUUAAGUCGAUAAGUUUCGGUAGGUUUUAGAAUUGUAUCUUGACUUUCAUGCCAAUGAUAACGAGUUGAGGGAAGGAGCCAUUUUUCAAAUAAUUGUAUAGUGUGUCAAUUCGAAUUCAAUGUAAAGCCUUCAGUGAAUGUGUAAAUUAUCAUCAGCGACUGUCAGAAAAAUCAUGAAACAAUUUUUCUUUCUUUAUAUACCUUCUUUUUUUGCUUUGCCGACUUUUACUUCGGCAAUUUCAAUAUUGCUUUACAUUAUAUUGAUAUUAAAGUGUAUCUCUGUUCACUAGAUAUAAUAAUAUAAUUUAAUAAAGUACAAAUGAUUAUUCAUUUUGCAAUUCCCACUA
This is a messenger RNA of Leptopilina heterotoma, 2747 nucleotides long. RefSeq names its product zinc finger protein 570-like. Bases 227 to 2275 code for a protein of 682 amino acids. Gene Ontology annotation, cellular component: nucleus. The transcript has 8 exons. NCBI's taxonomy places the organism in Eukaryota, Metazoa, Arthropoda, Insecta, Hymenoptera, Figitidae. The record is from RefSeq and is a predicted model, not a curated record.